Racocetra persica is the source of this 437-nucleotide messenger RNA. Lineage: Eukaryota; Fungi; Glomeromycota; Glomeromycetes; Diversisporales; Gigasporaceae. The record is from the annotation of a GenBank genome assembly.
AUGACAUUCCACGAACGUACUACAAUUUUACUUGACUGCCACCCCGAUACCCAGUCUCCUUGCGUUCCUGAACUUGAAGAUUCCUUAGUGGUACCACCCUGUCCUUUAUGGUCAUGUUUCGUAGAGGCGACAAUAGAAUAUUGUCGUGUCGUGUUCGAUUUAUUUGACACAAGCAAUAGUACACGUCCUGUGUCCGUUCACAUCGCAGGUGUACCGUUGGAACGUAGUAUACUAAACACAUGGCAAGAACAAAAUUUAAAACAGAUUGCCGACAAUUUUACUUUUAUAUCACCAACCUCUGUCUCACCUUCACCUGCGCGACUAUCGCACGCAUUGGAAAGUUCUUUAAAAGCUUUGAAUCACUCAAAAUCCGACGAAAAAUUUAAUGCAAGGUUCAUAUUGAUUUUGAUGGGAAAAGGCGAUGAACAACAAUUCAG